Messenger RNA from Symbiodinium sp. CCMP2592, 3804 nucleotides. NCBI's taxonomy places the organism in Eukaryota, Dinophyceae, Suessiales, Symbiodiniaceae. The record is from the annotation of a GenBank genome assembly.
AUGCCCGCGAAGCUCGAGAAAAGGAAGAGGCGCGAGCCAGCGACUGGUAGUGUUGAUCCCAGAGCACGCCCUGUACCUGAGUCAGAUGACGAAGAUGAAGAUAGCCCUUCAAAGCGUCCCCUACUUUCGGAUGAUAGGCCUCUCACUGCCCGUGAAAUCCGCGAACUCCUGGGACACGUCACGGAUAUGAGAACUGCCUGGGAUUCCUUUCGCGGGAGGCUUGACUCUGUCGAGAAAGAGCAAAGCAAAACUGGCUUUGAAGUGGCCAACCUACAGUCUCGGACGCGUGUGUUGGAAAAGGAUCAGGGGCAACAGAAGCAGACGGUCCUCAACCAGGCCAAGGCUCUUGAAGACUUGACGUCUGAGGUCAACAACAUGAAAGUCAAGAUUGAUGAUCUCAGCUCCAGAUCGGCAUCUAGUGGUGGACAUGGACAUCCUGGACCUGGUGCAGCUCCUUUCGUUCCGAGUGGUGGCGAUCCUUGGGGUGAAUAUCUUCGCCAACGACAAGCUGUACAACCCACUGUCGCACCGAAAGAUACCACUCGUCCCCCUGGUGGUGGCUUGCCUGACGAUAAGGGUGACUUUCUUUCGGAGGAAGACAAGAAAACCUUGGUCUGGGGUGGUUGGCUCCAAGACACCAAGCGUUCAGUGAUUGAAGAGGAGUCCGGGGUGAUCCUGCAGAUGCCCGAGAUUCAGGCCCUGGUCGACACCGACAAGCUACAGAUCUUUGGCCCCAGACGCUCUGUCGGACUUCUUCGCUUCAAGGUCCGCGAGGGUGAGUCCUUUCAGGACACUAAGGGUCGUAUGUGGGAAGUUAUUCGUGCCUUAGCUCGGAUCAAACACACUUUGCCCAGCACGUCGGCUACGGGAGAAGACAAGACACUGUGGGCCUCCUUCGUGAAGACUAAGAAUGCUCGCGUUCGCAGUGCCCAUGUAAGCAUGAUUCGCAGGGUUGCCAUCUCGCUCGCCAAGGACAACCAGCCUGCCAACCAAGGGGUGAACACUUUGAUCGGUUCCUAUGAUUGCGAUUGGAAUCUAGGAACCGUAUGGUGCGGAAGUGAGAAACUCGGAAGCUCUACUCAUCGUCAGCCCAAGGACCAAGACGAGUGCGUGCUCCUCACCGGAGGCUGGGUGAAUGUUUCCGCGGUCGCGAGGAUUGCAGGGUGCUCUACGGAUGACUCCAAGAGUGCCUUUGAACGAAAGUGGGGUGAUUUCGUCCAGUCCGUGUGCAACACGCAGAUGGGGCAGAACGUGUUCCUGGAAGUUGGUUGGAACACACACGACAGUGAUGAGUUUCACUGGGCUCUGUUCAUUGCCACACCGGUGUCACGACGGCGAUUUAUCAAGCGGCUGCCCAAGAAUUUGCGAGACUUUGCCCACGACGAUACCGGCAUCUCCCUGCCCUUUGUGGCGCCGAUGCUAAUGAAGUUCCUGUUUGGGAUGUUCGUGAGGACGGCUUGCUUCGGAUCGGCACUUGCUGUAACAAUCUUGAGUCCUUCCUUCAUGGCAUGUUACAACAAGGAGUACAGCCAGUCGCGCCUCGUCCUUGUGAUCGCCACGUCCCUGCACGUCUGUCCUACAGUCAUUGAACCAGAUCGGAGACACAUCAUCGGAUCGGAUCAUGCGAUCGUCAUCGGUGAUGUCCUUGUUGCUGGUGGCCCUGUCAAAUCUGUCUGGGGCAAUGACUCCCGGGCUAGAUGGGUCUGCCGUGAUCUGCCUGAUGUCGAGAUUGUCGAUGAAGAUGACCUCAUUGACUUGGCAAAGAAGUGCUCAAAGCCUCGUGGCUCCCAGCAAUAUCGUGAUAGUGACGAGGUUAAGAAUGCAAUCCUUGCUGCUCGUGUCUCUGGCACACCUCGUGAUUGGAAAGCUGUGCACAAGCUUCGCCGUUCCCAUCAGAGAUCCUGGAUGCAGUCAAGGCUCACCAAGAUUCUCAAUGGCGACUGGGACCAAUACCGGCAACUUCAGAAUGAGCGCAAACGUCGACGAGGGUGGUGGGGCAACAUGCUGGCAGAGAACAGCUCGGUUGACCUCGCCGAGUCCAUCACGGAGCACCUCAAGAGCAAGAUGACCAGCAACACACGCACCGCUGAUGAGUGGGAGCACGAGCUUGCUAACAUCAUUCAUGACGCUGCAGAGGAUGACACCUUUGUCCCCUUCACCUUGUUAGAAGUCCGGGAGGAACUUAACGGGAUGAAAUGUCGCAGCGCCGUUGGACCUGAUGGUAUCGGAGUUCAUCUGCUUCGUGAAUGUGCUGAUCAUGAAAACAUUGGACCUCGUCUCUUGAGCCUCAUCAACCACAUCGUCGCAACUCGUGAAAUGCCUGCAAGCUGGGAACGCAGUUUCCUUGCACUCCUUGCGAAAUGCCGUCUCCCCAGCCAGCCAGGUGACCUCCGUCCUAUCUGUGUUUCGUCCGCCUUUCACAAGCUCGUGAACCGCCUUGUCUGUGCCAGAGCGUUGCCCUUGAUGAGAAGAGGGUCGAAGAUCAGCUGCUGCGGAAAAGGGCGGCAAGCUGCAGAUCUGAUUGGCAGCCUUUCGCGUCUUCGUGACGUUACAAAGGAGUGGUGCCACCCCCUUAUUCUGUGCAAGCUCGAUGUAGCUGGUGCAUUCGAUAGAGUCGAUCGAGCUAGCGUUGCUGAGCUGCUCCGCAAGAGACUUCGCUGUAAAGGGGUGAGCUUUGAACUACGAUAUCUUCUCGCUCAACUCGGGGUGCAUGAAAUUGUGGGAAAUGCUCCUGGCGGCAAACAGGUGCUGCUGCGACCCGACAAUGGGAUCAAGCAAGGUGCGCCCGAAAGUGCCGAGUUGUUCGGGUUGGUUGUUGACACCCUUCUCUCCGACCUUGUGCACUGCAAGCAGUGGGGUGACCUUGGAUCUCCGAUCGCUGAGCUUGACAUCGACCUUCUCUUCUACCAGGAUGACGUUUUCUUGGUCGAGACCCAAUUUGGUCGUCUGUGCAAGCGGAUCGGGGUGGUUGACCGUUGUCUUCGUCAAGCGGGGUUGACCCUUGCCAAAGAUAAGACAAAGAUUGUCGCCAAUGAGCACUACACCGGCCCUCGUCGUGCUGUCGUCGGCGCUGAUAUUUACGAGCUCGCAGCAAGGGGUGACAGUCUCAAAGUUCUUGGAGUUGCCUUUUCUCUGUCUCGGGAUGCGUCCGAGCAAGCGAAAGAAAUCAUUGGUCGUACCCGUGAUGCUGCUGCUGCUCACAAAGACAUCCUCUGUGCCCCAGGAGCCUGGACACACAAAGUGUCGAUCAUGCGCACGCUGGUUGAAUCCCAAUUUAGUUGGACUGCUGGCGCCCUUCACUGGAGUAAAGAUGACCUCCAUGCCCUUAAUGUACUCCAGCAACAUACUUGCAGAUCCGCUUUUGGACUGAAACGAGUUGCAUCUGAAAACUGGGUGCAAUGGAACCAGAGAACGAUGCGCUUUGUUCGAGUGUGGCUUCUGAACAAUCAUGUUCCACGAUGGUCGGAGCGGAUCUUGACGUUACAGCACACACUUCAUGGUCAUUGGGCACGGCGUACUGAAGUCGUGCGGGGUGUUCCUCGUGCCUGUGCGCCUAUGCGCGCUCUUCUCUGGCGGAACACGCAUUGGUGGCGCGCGCAACAAGAUCUUAGUCCCAGUGUUUCAAUGCGGCAUCCCUGUCAGUUUUAUGCCUCUUACCCAGAGUGCCAACUUUCGCAGAGCUGCGGCAACCUUUGGUAUGUCGCUGCCCAAGAUCGAGCAAACUGGUCUCAUGCCCGACGAAAAUACCUUGAAGAAUGGGAUGUGCGUUGGGCCAGUGGCCGUCAACUUACUAUUCGUUGCUGA